Misgurnus anguillicaudatus (oriental weatherfish) is the source of this 3833-nucleotide messenger RNA. NCBI's taxonomy places the organism in Eukaryota, Metazoa, Chordata, Actinopteri, Cypriniformes, Cobitidae. The record is from RefSeq and is a predicted model, not a curated record.
ACAUAGCAAAUGUAAAAUACCGCCUGGCGUAGCAGCAGUGUGAGUGUAAGCAAAUGCAACAGCAUGCAUGCGUUCAUUCCUUACGGCUGAAGAAUGAUGAUAGCGUUUCUAAAGAACGGAAGUGAACCGACCAUUUUGAAACCCCGCACCGCUUAGCACAAUGGAUAAGGGCCAUACAGUUAAACUCUUUGUAGGGAACUUGGCCCUGGACACCACGCAAGAAGAACUGUCAGCCAUUUUUGAAGCGUAUGGCCAGGUGGUUAGCUGCAGUGUCUUGAGACAGUUCGCUUUCGUACACCUACAAGGGGAGGGUGCAGCCGAGCGUGCCAUCCGGGAACUCAAUGGCAGAGAGUUUAAAGGUCGAAACCUUGUGGUCGAGGAGUCUCGAGGACGGCCGCUCCACUCGACAAAGGUGUUUGUGGGUAAUCUAAGUAGUAUGUGCACCACAGAGGACCUCCAGGAGCUGUUUCAGACCUUUGGGAAAGUUCUGGAGUGUGAUAAAGUGAAAGGUUAUGCCUUUGUACACAUGGAGAACAAAGAAGAUGCACUGCAGGCCAUCGAGGCAUUGCAUGGGACCUCUUUCAAAGGCCGACCGCUGUCUGUGGAGCUCUCGAAAGUUCAGCCAAGUAAGCAGGCCCCCACUGGUAAGAUCCCAUGCGUAAGCUGUGGCAAACAAGGUCACUAUGCAGGUGAAUGCCCAGCUGGAAAGCCCACCCUUGAGCAGUAUCAAAGCCAAGCAGCUGUGCUAGCUGCUGCCGCCGCUGCGGCUGCCGGUCUACCGCUGCAGGUUCAGCAGAGUGUCCACAAUUCCGUAUACAACACCUCAACAUUUGACCCCACUUACGCUGCACUAACUGGACUUACAGCCGCUGGCGCAAGGGCUGAAGGAGGGACAGCAGUGGCACCAGCCGUGUACGGAGCUCUAGCCAGUCAAGUGUAUGGAACGGUUGCCAACCAGCUGUACGGCGGGACAGUUGCGAAUCAAGCACUCAACAACAGCGCUGCUGCCGCCGCCGCACAGGUAUAUGGCUCGGUUAACCCGACAUUCUACGGGCAGAUGGCUGCAGCUGCUGCCGCCGCGUACGGUCCGCAGUUUUACACGUCUGCAGUAGGUAAUCCAGUGUUCCUAACUGCAGCGCCAGGCAUGGAGGUACCGGCAGGUGCCGCUGUUAACCAAGCCUAUACGGUAGCACCAGCCCUCUACAGUGCAAGCCCAGGUUACGGAGCUCUGGGAGCAGCUGAUUCAGCAGCUAUCUUCGAAGCAGCAAGGGCACACUACUUUGCACAAGGUCAGCAGGUGCUUGCCGAGCAGCAGCAGCAGCAGGCUAGCUCGAAGUCAGGAGAGAGGGACCGGAGUCCACUAAGAAGAUCAGCCCCUCUAUUGCCAGACCCUGUUAUGAAACCAUUUAUGUACCAGAGGGCAAAACGCAGAGCCUUGUUGCCUACGCCUUCGGGACGCGAAGAAGCUGCCGCGCAGGAGGAAGAUGCCCUAGCUAGAUAUUACGCUGAAUACUACCAGCAGUACCAGCAGCUGCAGCAGUACCCACAUUACCAGUAUGCCUAUCCAUCUCACAACCACCUCGCAGCAAUGCCCACACUCUCCACCCUGCCCGGUGUGUCCGCUCAGCAGAUGGCAACCCUCGACUCCCUCAGGCCAGUGCUGCCCGCCGCCCCCGUGCCUGCCGCUGCCGCCAUCGCCAUGGCAACACCCCGCGUGUAUGAGCCUCCGCCGAUUCCGCCGUCGCACAAGGAGCCCCUUCUCCGCCGCCCCGAACUUGCCCUACACACCCCUGAAACACCCUUCCGAUAGUGUGCUCCACAUCCUCUCUGCCUCUCCUUUCCUUGUGCUGAGUGUGUGUGUGUGUGUCAGAAAGAAACCACAAGUCUAUGUUUAUGAUGUGUGUGUGUGUGCGUGUUUGUGAGUAUGGGUUUAGGAUGGUGGGCAUGUUGGUUUUAACUAUAGACUGGAAUCUCUAACCUUGGUUCUGAUCACACACCCAGUGUAGUCAGGGCUGAAAAAGGGAAACUGCAUGCUAUCAUUCCUGCACACUUAACCAAGGUAACACAUUAAUGCUCUGUUUAAAGAAAUGUCUCUCUGACCUUAAAGGAAUAGUUCAGCUAAUAUUGAACAUGUUAUCAUACUCGUGUUGAUCUUAACUUUCAUUUUUGAUAGAAUGCUUAAACAUUGUUUCCCAAACAAGGAAAGUGUAUGGUGAUUUAUACUGGCAAACUCCUAAAUGGACACAAAAUAAGUAUAGCGCACAAGUCAUAUGGACAACUUUAUGGUAUUUUUAUACUGCCUUUUUGCAAUUUUAAAUCACCAUUAUCUUUCCUUGAUUGAUAGACAUUUCUCUGUGAAACACAAAAUGAGAUUUUAGUCAUAUUAAAGAUUAUUAUGUGGGGUCAAAAGUACUUAAGGGUGCGUAAAUGAGUUUCAUUUGGCUGAACUUUUCCUUAAAUUGCCAGUUAGUUUUAAUGGGUAGAUCUGGCAUUAGCCAUGCCGAUUUUUAACUUUUAUAUCCUUAAGUGUUUGUAGUCAAUGAAUGAUACUGUACUUGAUAUUUUUAAAUGUUGCUUGAAAUAGUUAACCAGUUUACGUAUUCAUUUAGUUUUCGAUACAUUUCAAAAACAUUUCAAUAAGUUGAAUGUACGUUUACUUCAAAGGUGUGUGAAGCGUGGGACCAGGGUUGGAAAGUGUUUUACACGUCUGUGUGUGUGUUUCUUGUUUUUCUCGGGAACUGUGGCGUAGCGUGUAUGCUUUCCGUUGGUUGUCACGACAGGAACGCACACGUAUACACGUGCACAGGGAAGCAACCACGAUCCACAUGCACAUGCAUACACAUCCCUUACACCCCAAAUUGGAGGAAACCUUAGUGUUGACCUUUAACCCCCCUCCCUCCAUCCCUGUCCACCCAUCCUGAAAGCUGAAAGACACUGUGACUUCUCUCCCCUCCUACGUUAAUGUAGCUGCUUCCUUAGACACGGUGAUGUACGGGAACCAAUCAGAGGAAGGUGUAGCUAGUCAGCUUUCGCUGAAAUCGGCCCUCUGGCCUGUCUGUCUUACGGGAACGUUUCUACGUUCACCGACUUAACUGCCAUGAUGCAUUGUAGAAUCUGUAUUUGUAAGCGUGUUUUAUUAAUGCUAUCAUGUUUUUAUAAACAACAACUAGGGACUCAAGUAUCAAUUGAAAAAAAUAUAUAUUAUCAAACUAUUUUUUUUAGUUUUUGUUUACAUCCGCAAGAGCGAAAAUGUGCAUUCUUGCGGCUUUUCGCAAGCAUUGUUAAUAGCCAAAAUAAUUUCUUUCUUUUUUCUAGAAAAAAAACUAAAACAGCCAAAAUGAUGCUUUUUCAGUGGCCUAUGAUUCUUAUGCCUUAGUAGUGAAAUGUAUUAAAGAUUUGCUGUUUUUUAACUGUAGUCUUAUAAUGUGAAACUGGAUUAAGGCUACAGGAAAGUGCUGUAUAUUCUGUGGUGCUGUGAUUUGGGAUUAAAUGAAUUGGGAGAAUCCUAUCAGUUUCUUUCAGUCUUCCUGCUCAUUUCGCUGCUGAAACUCCAUAGAUGACCCUCACUGCAUCUCUCUCCAUCUCUGCAUCUGCCUCUCAUUUAGUAGCAGUAUUACAUUUACCAUGUCCCUGUUCACACCUAUGUGCUGAGGAUGCCAGUGUGCGAAUGUGAAUGUUAAUCUUAGAAAGCGUUUUGCAUCGACGUUCAUGUUUGUAGUUUAUAUUCCGUUAACUGCUGCAAGUGUUCUCGGAAGAGAAGACUUAAAGAUCUCUUCGUGAUCUUUACUGACUUUAACAAGCCUUCAAAUAAAGCGCCCGCCUGAGGAAAAACU